AGAACCAGUCAGUUCGAUUCCCGUGAAGGCGACGAUGUCAGCGGCGGUGGAGAGCGCGCGCGCGGCGGUCAACGGGCGCGUGAACGGGCACCGGCCCGCUUCCGGCGCCGCACCCGCAGUGCCCUGGGAGGACCAGUUCCUGCCCACACCACUACGGCUUGAUGACAAGAUACGCACACAGAAGAUCGAGUCCCGGCUGCAGGCGCUGGUGCUGUGCGGCGGCGUGCUGCGGCGCGUGGGCGACGUGUUCGAGGCGGAGCUGGAGCGCGGCCUGCGCGAGCAGCCCUCCAGCCUGCAGAUGGAGAACACCUACGUGCCCGAGCUGCCCGACGGCACCGAGGAGGGCGUGUUCCUGGCGCUGGACCUCGGCGGCACCAACUUCCGCGUGCUGCUGCUGGAGCUGCGCGCCGGCCAGCUGGUGCGCCAGCACGUCAAGCAGUACCACAUCAACAACGCGUUGCGGCUCGGCACUGGCGACGAGCUAUUCAACUUCCUGGCUGACUGCGUGCAGGACUUCGUGCACGAGCUCGGCAUGGAGGACCAGGAGUUCUCACUAGGGUUCACAUUCUCGUUCCCGAUGAAGCAGCAUUCCAUUUCCUCGGGUGAGCUGAUCACGUGGACGAAGAGCUUCAAGUGCUCGGGCCUGGAGGGCGUGGACGUGGCGGCGCUGCUGGAGCGCUGCCUGCGCGCGCGCCGCCUGCGCAUCACCGUGCGCGUGCUGCUCAACGACACCACCGGGACGCUCGUCGCGGGAGCACACAUCGACCCUAACGUCGGGAUCGGUGUGAUCCUGGGCACGGGCUCGAACGGCUGCUACAUGGAGCGCGCGUCGCGCGUGCAGCACUGGGAGGCGGCGCACGAGCGCGUGCAGGACGUCUGCGUGGACGUGGAGUGGGGCGCCUUCGGGGACAACGGCUGCCUCGACUUCUUCCGCACGGAGUUCGACAAGGAGGUCGACGCCAACUCGCUGCUCGCCACCUCCUUCACGUUUGAGAAGUACAUCGGCGGCAAGUACCUGGGCUCCCUGCUGAGCGCGGCGCUGGGCGCGCUGGCUCGCGACCAGCUGUUCCCCGCCGAGCCCGAGCCCGACCAGCUGCAGACCGCGCAUCUCAGUCUCUUCGAAGAGGAGAACUGCGCGGGCGAGGUGGCGCAGACGCUGCGCGUGCUGCGCGAGGUGUGUCCGGGGGCGGCGCUGACGGCGCACGACGCGCUCGUCGCGCAGCACGUCGCGCAUCUCAUCUCCAACCGCGCCGCGCAGCUCGUGUCAGUCUGUAUCGCGACGUUAUUGCGGCGCAUGCGCAGGCCACACGUGGCGGUGGCGGUGGACGGCUCCGUGUACAAGCACCACCCGCGCAUCGCCGGCCUCAUGGACAAGUACAUCACGCUGCUCGCGCCGGACCACUCGUUCUCGUUGCUGGGCGCGGAGGACGGCAGCGGCAAGGGCUCUGCUCUGACGGCCGCCAUCGCCGCUCGUAUCGCAGCGCGGGACGCCGCCUAGCGCCACCUAGCGCCGCACUCAACAAACCUACUACAUUCCUCGCACAAGACGAGCUCCAUGAUAUUGUUUAUCGUUAUGUGAUGUUACGCUCAUUUAGAUAUUAGUGAUGGUUGCGUGUGUGUGUGUGUGUGACCGUCGUGUAUGACACGAAGAGAGCGCUAAGUUGUGGUCGAGGCAGCCGAUGUUGAUGUGCUCUCGUACGAGCUGAUCAUGAGCUGGACUUGGACCGGAAGUAGAAUGUGUGUGUGUGUGUGCGUGACCCUCGCCGGUCGAGGUCGUUGUGUAGUUGACGUUUGUUCCAAACGUUUCCUAGUUCGUUACGCGACUCGUAGCGUAGCGGACGUGUCUCGCGUACACACAGGUAUUGUUACUACAUCACAAACUUGCCAGUAAAGUAAUACUAUAGUUAUUAUGGGUGUAUAUUUUUGUAAGUGUGAAGCGAUCUGUAAGUUAAGUGAAUACAAUUAUAAGUUAGGCUAUAGAGCCGCGCCCAAGCGGGCCUGGCUCGCGGCAGAGUCGUGCCAUACUCACUGCAACUAAAACAUCCCACUGCGAGUUCAGUGUCCUUGUAUACAGGUGAACACCAUCGUCACCUCAGAUGACAGGUGGGGUGUGGGGGGGGGGAGUCCGUCGCAGUGUCAACAUAUCAUAGACUGUACAACAGAGCAUAAGUAAUAUGUGAAAUAAAUAGACUUGUGUAAAGAUUUUUAAAAAUAUUCUGUUUUAAAUAUAAUUAGUUUAAAUCUAGAAUUAUACGUAGAUACGCCUAUGUUAUUGUUUGUAGAUUUUUAUUAUGAGAAUAAAUAUAAUGAUUUUUUUCA
This is a messenger RNA of Trichoplusia ni (cabbage looper), 2319 nucleotides long. RefSeq names its product hexokinase-2-like. Gene Ontology annotation, cellular component: cytosol; mitochondrion. Gene Ontology annotation, molecular function: mannokinase activity; glucokinase activity; D-glucose binding. The record is from RefSeq and is a predicted model, not a curated record. Gene Ontology annotation, biological process: glucose 6-phosphate metabolic process; intracellular glucose homeostasis; glycolytic process. The coding region runs from base 35 to 1498 and encodes 487 amino acids. Lineage: Eukaryota; Metazoa; Arthropoda; Insecta; Lepidoptera; Noctuidae. The transcript has 10 exons.